CAAGACUCACCAGACAAAUCCGAGUUUCUCCCAUUUAUUCCAUGCCGUAUACAGAGACACUAUCGAUGGAGGCCGAAAGUCCCGAUAGUGACAAUAGAGAGUCACUUGUUAGGCGUGCGUGUGACCAAUGCCGUCUUCGAAAGAUACGCUGUGACAAGCGUUCCCCAUGCUCUAACUGUCGCACCUCGAAAGUUAUAUGUCGUUCCACAGGGGCUGGACAGAAGCCUCGGGAGCCGCGGAAACGCGUCUUGAUUUCUAACGAAUAUGAAAAGAAAAUCGAUAUGAUAGAAGAACGGCUAAGCAGUAUAGAGGAGGUGCUCUGUGAACUAAAGACAACACUGGUAUCCAACAAGGGCGCCCAGGCCUGCCCCCAAGCGACUCCCGUUUCGAGGCAGAUAAGCCCGCCAGCUGCUGGCUAUGGUCCUAACGCUACUGCGGUAAUGGACCAGCAGGAAUCUAAACAUGCGUUCGAGGGCAGCUCGUUGCUGGCUACCCAGUCUGCGUAUGCAAGUAGCUUCCUGGAAACAGCUGUCUCACGUAACGCCCUGCAAAUGUCGGCCUCGAAAAUUAACGCGGCACUUUCGACAUUAAAGCAGAUUGUCAACAUGCAAGACAACCAAACCACUUUUUCUCGAGAAACAUCUUUUGCCAACCAGCAGGGCCAUUUACGGUCCUACCUACGGGAUUUGACUAUGCCGCCGGUAGAAGUCGUUCUGCCUCUAUUACGCAAAGCUAAGGAGACUUAUCCCAACGCGUUGCAAACCUUUUGCCCUUUUAUUACUAUGGACCGGCUCGUUGAAAAGUGUCGUGAGAUUUACUUUGCUGCGGAAGAUUAUUCUGACGCAACCUUUAUUGUAGCCAAUGGGGGCUUAUAUCAACUCUUUAUUGCUGUUAUUUUCAUUGCCAAGGACAAGAAAAUACAGGAGGAGUAUCAGACUUACGUCGACCAAUGCCGGGUCAACCUUGAGGUAGCAUUAACUAAUUUACACCUUCUAAUGCCUGCAAGUGCGGAAUCUAUUGAAGGCCUUGCAAUGGGGGCUAUACAUGCGAUCGAAAUCUCUAAACCCUCAUUUGCCUUUACCCUGACCUCGACUGCAUCACGUCUGUGUCAGACGCUGGGCUAUCAUCAAGAGUCAUCAAUGGAGCACGAUAGCAAGGAAGCAAAAGCGGCUAAACUUAGCCUCUUCUGGUCAAUCUAUUGUCUCGACAGAGCCCUUUCAAUGCGGCUAGGACGGGGCCCAACCAUACCAGACUACGAUAUUGAUAUUCCAUCGAAGUUUCCUAUCGCUGGUCUCUCGGAGCCCUGGAGCACCACAUACGCUAUUUGGAUCCAGCUCGCCAGGAUUCAGGGCAAGGUGUACCAAAGGCUUUACAGUCCUGCUGCACUACAUCAACCAGAGAGUCACCGAGUCGCCGAGGCUCACAAGCUGGCGGCCGACAUGCAGUAUAGGGUGAUGAAACCGUUCCAUCAAAUGAAUCCAAUAAUGGAAGGUCUAUCUACGCUUGAAAAUCUAUACAUGAAGUCCGACGAGGUGUCUCGUUAUUCAAUCCUGACCCUGAUCUACCGGGCUAUUCCACCACAGGAGGGUUCUCAAGGCACAUUCAUCGACGAAUGCGUUGAAACGGCGCGAGCGGCUCUACGAGCGCACGAGUCUUGCAUGCCUCUUUUAAAGGAGGCAAGCGAAUCAAUGAAAGUUUCUUAUUUGCAUUGGUCCAUUUUAUACGCUCCAUUUGUCCCCUUCAUCGUUCUCUUCUGCCACAUCAUCGAGGUCUCCUCCUGGGCAGAUCUAGACAGGCUAGACGAAUUUGUCACCUCUCUCGAACCAAACUGUUCGCUUUCUGCGGCAAUUAUGAACCUCCACCGGCUCUGCCAUGUUCUCAGCAACGUUGCUCGACUCUACGUCGAAGCUAAAGCCCAAGCCCAGACACAGGAGAACCAGGCGCUCGCAUCUGUUGGUCACGAGUUCGAUACUUAUCUUAGUGCUCUCGGCUUAGCUCCUGCAAUGCCCGAUGACAGUGAUACCCGAUGGCCUGCACCUGUGCACGGCAAUGGCCCCGUUUCGGGAGAGAUGAAGUACGGGCCAGAAUCGCAAAAUAUGCAUCCGCACAUGUCGCAUAUAACACAGCUCGGGAACUGGUUCUCUGGAAACCAGUACAUGAUGGGAUUGUUAGAGGAAGAUCUCUCCCUCUUCGAUCAUACAAAUAUGACACAACAAGCCUAAUUUACGACCGCAAUAUACCCACACUGCUCAUGAAAACAUCGAAUACAAUUUACAAUACCUAAUAUAUUUUCCUUAGCCUGCAACACCCUUAAGGGAAGAAGAAAAAAACACACCAAAUUAAAUACACUUUCCACCAUCUACAAUCAUCUCCGUUCCAUUGAUAAAGGCCCCUUCGUCACUCGCCAAAUAGACACACAUAUUCGCAACAUCAUCUGGAUCUGUCAACCUACCCAACGGCACAUUCCCGAUAAACUUCUCCCUAUUCUCCGGGGUAUCCUCCAUCCCAGUAAACAUACUGAACAGCCCUGUCCCAG
Messenger RNA from Aspergillus ochraceoroseus IBT 24754, 2536 nucleotides. Its product is annotated as putative C6 transcription factor. The record is from RefSeq and is a predicted model, not a curated record. Gene Ontology annotation, molecular function: DNA-binding transcription factor activity, RNA polymerase II-specific; zinc ion binding; DNA binding. Gene Ontology annotation, biological process: DNA-templated transcription; regulation of DNA-templated transcription. The coding region runs from base 42 to 2222 and encodes 726 amino acids. Lineage: Eukaryota; Fungi; Ascomycota; Eurotiomycetes; Eurotiales; Aspergillaceae. The transcript is spliced from 8 exons.